Molecule: messenger RNA, 699 nt
Organism: Mesorhabditis spiculigera
Lineage: Eukaryota; Metazoa; Nematoda; Chromadorea; Rhabditida; Rhabditidae
Source: the annotation of a GenBank genome assembly
AUGUGGCGACCGAAGCCCGUCAUUCGCGAUGCAAAAUGCUCGCUUCUGCAUGAAAACCGCGUCACCGAGUUCAAGAUGCACACCACGGUUUCCAUCGACGAGUUGCCGCACCAUUGCGAGAUGAUCGACAAGGGCAAGGUGGUACGCACGCGUCAGCCGCUUUCCAAGACGAUAUGCGCCUUCCUGAACACGGCUGGCGGCAAAAUCUAUGUGGGGAUCGACGACAAGGGAUUCUUCCGAGGCACGCUGAUGAACGGAAUGUUGUUGGACCACCUGUUGCUGUCCUUGGACGCCACUAUGAAGAGGUUCAACCCGCGACCCGCCGAUGGAGCUAUCACUGUCGAGAUCUUCCCAGUCGUCCCUGCUACUGGCCGCUUUAGUGAUGACGAGCUGCGUAACAUGGAGAUUUUGCCGUAUCCCGAGCAAACGGUCCACAUACUCCACGGCAGCUGCAAGCCUUGUCGCGAUGCCCUCCAUCUGGGUGCUUCAACCGUGAUAGUGCUGAUCCAUGUCAAGAAAUUGGACGAUUGCAUUUAUUCAAACGAGGAAGGAUUGACCUAUGAGCGCACGCAUGGAGGGAAUAGAUUGUUGACAGUCGAUAAGCUGCGCCAACGACUCCAAGCUCGUCUCGGCGAUGAAGGUUUCGGUGCAAUCGAUCAGGCACUGGCAUACAAGGGCGACCAAUUGAAAAUUGUCGCC